AGAAAGGCGUUAUACGGAGACUCCGAUGGUCAAAUAGGACAAAGGGACUGUCGUUCAGUGUUGUCGGCGAGACACCUAUAUAGGAAUAGGAAAUCGCUACAACAUGUCUGACCAUACAAAUUCCGUCCAUUCCACUACAAACGCAACGGAUUCGAGCAGGGGGUCCUUCGCUCCAAUCACCGCUGGAAGCACUGGCUCCUCGGCUGGUGUACCGCCUUCAUCGGCGACAGGUGCGAGCUCCUCCAAUGCGCCUGCCGGAGAUGACUCGCCGUCGUUCCCCCUCAAGGCAGGGACCAAGUCAACAAAGAGUAUAGACAAUCUAGAGAAAUUGAGGUUAUGGUAUUGCGCGGAGAAGAAAUUGUCCGCUGAAACCCAGUUCGUCAAAUUACUGCUCUUGAUUGAGACGGGUUUCAACAACAUUUUCGACAAGUUGCCUCAAGCAACCGGAAUCCGAGGCGAUGUUCGGAAUUUAUCCCAUGCCAUUGUGACCGCUCUCUCUCGGAAGAUGUGCGAGCCUCACGACCCUAGUGGAUUGAAUCAACACUGGGAUCCAUGGCUCAUGAAUCCAGAUUUCGGUGAGAAAAUCAGUCUCUUCAUAGAAGCUACGAAAAUCAAAUCAGCCCGGUCAGAAAUGAAGCCACUGAACGCAUCCGACUUCUCGAACAUGGAAGGGGCUUACAAGCUGGUUCAGAAUUGGAAGCCUGAAUCGGUCAACUUUUUUGCGAGUCCCCGAGAAGAAAUGACGGCCGAAGAGGUUGACAAGGUCCUUGAUGCUUUCUUCCAUAACCCUUGAUGUAGAGAA
This is a messenger RNA of Filobasidium floriforme, 802 nucleotides long. RefSeq lists its product as uncharacterized. The transcript has 4 exons. The record is from RefSeq and is a predicted model, not a curated record. The coding region runs from base 104 to 793 and encodes 229 amino acids. Lineage: Eukaryota; Fungi; Basidiomycota; Tremellomycetes; Filobasidiales; Filobasidiaceae.